UUUACCCCAGGACAAACAUGCCCUUUUCCUGAAGACAAUUUCAGAUAUUUUACAGAGAACUGGUAGUAAUUACAGAAUGCGUGUGAUGUAGAGAGUGAAUGUUGACUAUUGUUUAUGCGACUGCUAAAUUCAAUGCGGUUGGCGGCCUGUGAAGCACCCCGCUUGCCUGGUAACCUGAGCCAGAAGGAAGAUAAGCGCUCCCUUCCAAUGGUGACAAGGAUUGUUAAAUAAAUUGAUACACUUUAUGAAAGGCAAGUGUGUGAUAUUUAUAAUCUGUGUCUAAACAGUAUUAUAUUGGUUAGUUCCUGGGCAGCAGUGCCAGUUUUCCAUCGACGUGGGUCCUGCGUGAUGUAACAUCAGCAUUAGCAUCGUGGCUAACGAGUUAUCUUGCUAACGUUACCUAUAGGGUGUCAGAAGGUCCUGGAGAAGACGUCCUGGGUACUACGUAUUCGUAUUAUUUAAACUGAGUAAACAGGAGUAACUUUACCUAACGUUCUAGUCAGUCUGUGACGCUGAGGUUUUUCACAGUGAGAAAUCCUGCUAGAUCACUGCUGACUUGGCCAACUGAUGAAUGUUAUUAGGCUAACUUAAUUUUCAAUUACGUUGAUGUAUGUACAGAGUCACAGCUAUACAGUAUUAACUUUUAACACUAGUCAUGCUACACUAGCAAGUUAUGUCAAUCUAAAUUAUCACUCUACUCAAUUUUCACUUUCUAAAAUACAUUUUGCACGAUCUCUGUAUUCCAUACGUUUAAUGCUACUUGACAUUUUAUCACGGUAGCUAAGGCUAGUUAGAUGUUUUUGGUACAUAGGUUAAUGAUUGCAUUAAUUUAACUUAUUUUCAUUGCCUCAUGUUCACCAGCUGGGACUAAAUUCAAGUCAUCACACUUAUUACUGUGGUCUAUGUGGCAUUAGCAGCAGCAAAUGAAUGUACAUUUUGACUUUAAUAGCAAAAACAACCAAACACUUUUAUAGUGUAGUGUUGCACUGGGAGCCCAUGUUCAUUUACAGAGGCCAUCUGACAAAUAUGACAUAUUAGCUAGUAUACAUUAUUAAUCACCUGCUAUGUGGUAACCCAUCAGUUUCUUCAUAAACUGACCCCCGACAUGACUUGCAUUUAAAUCUACAGAUUACUGAACCAUUAAGCCAUGCCCUAAAUGGUAUCAUUAAUGACUGGCAGACAUUAGAAAGACAACAUUCAGAAAGUCUCCUGACAGUUGGUCCGAAUGGUGUUUUACAUUUCUGGGGCCCUUGUGUUGUGCAUGUGGAAAUUUCUUUCUGGGACACUUAAUCAAACUGAGUCUUAGUUACUGUUAUUAACUAAUCUAGCCUUAUUCCCAAACUUCUUCGUGUUGCAUUAUUCUGAACAUUUUGAUGUUUGUCUUUUUACUUUAGUCUACUGUGGUAAAUUUAGCUUUCAAUCAAACCUGGUCAGAAGCAGAUUUAAAGGCUAAAUCUGAAAAUAAAGCCAAACACUGCAACUGAAGUAUGUAUGCCUGUCAGUUGAUUAAAAUAUUGAUAUAAUGAUAAUAAUUGACAGAUAACAUUUUAGCAUUAAGUAAACUGACACAUCAUUUAUGGUAUUGUUUAAAACCCUUUUGUAUUUCCUCUGUUGCAGUUACAAAGCUCUAAUAUUAUUUUUUAUAUAUAUUAAUUAAUAUUAAUAUUAAUAUUUCUAGUGUUCCUGUAGAAGAAAACACUUUAAAAUGUAAUUUACUGUGAUUUAUUUCACGAAGGACUUCUGUCUUGUUUUGGUUAAGAUAAGAACGUUAAUCCAGGAAGUCAUUUAAAGGGGUGUGUUGUGUAGUAAAGUGUUCGCGUUGUGUAGCCUGCGAGACUGCAGCAAGUGUAGCAACUCCUGCGCGUUGCAUGUCUGUUUUUCAGCUCACCUCUUUUAUUUGCUUCAAAUCCAAAAUGUUUGCUGUUAUGACGCAUCCAAUUGUCUUAAAAUCAAAUUGGUUUAAGCUCAAACACCAGACUGAGCCGGCAAAACUGUCAAUUAACUCUAAACGUCGUCCUCUAUCUUCUCUCUAACUGUGUCAUUUCUUUUCCCCAUUCCUCGACUACGUCAUCAUGCCCUGCCUCUUUCCCACCUUCCUCUUAAUCUGUUCCUUAUCCCUUCAUCGGUCUUCCCUGCUGUCUUUGCAGUCCCUGGAUGAAGACUGUACGUUGGAGGAAGAAGACGAGGGACUGGUAGAAGAGGAAGAUGAAAUUAAUCAGUUCAACGACGACACCUUCGGAGCUGGGGCCAUUGAUGACGACUGGCAGGAGGAACACAAACGUCUCGCUGGGCUCGAUAAGGGGGACGGGCUAGGAGGGGGAAUGGGAGGAGAAUCAGAUCUAGGUGGAGCUGAGGACUCAUCCUCCACCUAUCUCCCUUCCUCAGCGGGCCAUCUCCCCCUUCCAUCUUCUGUCCCUUCACUAAAAUUCUCCUUGUCUUCCUCUGGACUGCCUCCAGAUGUGGAGGAUCGAGGAGGGGGAGGUGACUUGGCUGAGUCCCUGGCCAGACUCAUCCUGGAGGCUGACCCUGCCAUCGCUGGGGUCGGAGCAGCUGAGAGACCUGGUCCAUCCCCCAGCUCUUCACGUUCCAGCCUGUCCGCUCUGCAGGGCUUGGACCGACCCAGAGUCCGGCCCCAGCCCUCCUCAAUCCCUCAUCCCACUCAACCACACCAGCAUCCCCAUCACCCCCAGCACCAGCUGCCUCCUGGGCCCUCUGCCUUAGGCCUUCCUCCUGGCGCUGCUCUCUCGUCCAUGCUCAGCUACCAACAGCAGCAACACUUACUGCGUAGAGGGACUGCUCCUAUGGCCCAGAUGAACUCUCACAGUAUCUGGGAGAACAGUAUGGGUUUUGGGCCGGUGAGUGUCUCCCCCGGACUGAUUACACACAUGGAGGAUAGUCCUCUGAUGUCUAUAAUCAAGGAGGUGGGCCUUCCGAAACAACCUCCUCAGGGUAGGAAUGAUGGACGGGAUUUGUCAGAGAGGGUACCACCUCCACGCUCUUCUUCCCCUGUGAUUGGCUCCCCUCCGGUGAGGGCAGUGCCUAUUGGAACCCCGCCCAAACAGCCAAUGAGCCAUGCUCUAAAUCAUCAGAUCCACCAUCCCACGGCGGUUCAUGUGAGAGCCCCGGUCCAGCAUAGAUACCCUCCUCCUUUCCCUGAGCGAGUGUCACCCAACACCCUCCUCAAUAUAGCUAACUCUCCGCUGUGUCGCAGUCCGUUCCCUCCCGGAGUUGGUUCGGUCCUGUCUCAGAUUCAACGUGUCCAGCUGCUGAACUCUCAGGUGGCUGGUUUUCCUCACGGUGGACCAGCGCCUCCUUUGUUACCGGGUGGUGGUGGCGGUUUUAGGCCAUUUUUCGGUCCUCCACUCGGUCACAGAAUUGGCCCGCCCCCUCAUGGCCACCUCAACCACGCGCCACCAAUCCGGCACAACACCACCCACCUCCACCCCCAGCACCGCCGCAUGCUCACCCAGCGCAUGCAGAACCGGGGAGGGGACCGUGGCAGGACUGGAGGGGACCGGCGAAGCAGGGACCCCUACAGUAACCUUAUGACUCAAAAAGAGAAGGAAUGGGUAACCAAGAUCCAGAUGAUGCAGCUGCAAAGUACUGACCCUUAUCUGGAUGACUACUACUAUCAGAACUACUAUGAAAAGAUGGAGAAACGUCAGGAAAGAGAGAGGGACAGCAGCAAGAAGGAAUACGCCACCAAACUGAUCACUCCACAGGUCGCUAAGGUUGAACACACCUACAGACCAGUUCAGUUUGCAGGCUCUCUGGGUAAGCUGACUGUCUCCAGCGUCAACAACCCUCGCAAGAUGAUUGAUGCUGUGGUGACAACCCGCACAGAUGACGAGGAGAAAAGAGAGAAGCAGGUUUGGAACAAAAGGCGACAGAUCCUCUACACCGUGGAGAAGAUGUACAGUAUGCUGUUAGAGGUUCAAGACUUUGAAAAACGUUUUGUCCAGGCGCCAGAGGAGGACAGGGAGGCUCUUCUGGAGCAGCAUAAAACCAACACCAUGCAGCUGUGCAGCUCUCUGCGGGAGAAGGAGUGGGACGACAGAGUGAGUGAUGAGCAGUGUGUGAUGAUCAUGUCGGUGAGGAAGGGCAAGCGGCUCAUCUCCAGGCUCCUCCCCUUCCUUCCCUCACCUCAGGCUGCCGCCGUUGUCAUGGCAAUUUCCCACAACCUUCCCGCCCUGGCCAAGAAGGACAAGCAGGACCAGGUGCUGUGCUGGUUAGUGGGGCCGGUUUCUGCAGUGAUCCAGUCAUUGUCAAGCUCCGCCCUUACAGACUUGCUCCAGGAGCUUCAGGGCAGUGAGGGCCAACUGGCUACAGUACUGCACAACAAGUUCGGUGUGACCCUGCUGUAUCUGAUCCUGAGUGAAGGAGAGAGGAUGCAGAGCUCUGAUCCCAACUGUCAACUCAUGGACGACAAUCGAUGGACUGAGUUGGUGUUUUCAGUGACGAGGGAGUUGCUCAGCGUGCCCAGCUCAUCUCUCUCUCCUCCCCUCUUCACGCCUCCCAACCUGCUCUCCCUCUUCUCACGCUAUGUUGAUCGGCAGAGGCUGGAGCUGUUACAGGACAAGCUACAGAUCACUUCUUUGUCCAGUUAGAAGUUACAACAGAUAUCAACACAACUCCCUCCCGUGUGUGUGUGUGCGCGUGUGUGUGCGAGCGCGCGCGCGCGCGUGUGUGUGUGUGUGUGUUUGUGCGCGCGUGUGUGUGUGUGUGUGUGUGGUAAAUCCCUCGUGGAUUGAAUUUUAAUACCGCAGAAUCUCUUGUCACUUGUUUUUCUUUGUCUUUAGUCUCUGGAAUGAAAUUUGCAUUUUUAAAUAUCUUGUUUACGAUUAUGCCUGUGAUGAACCUUCAAAUUAAAAAGUAUUUCUAUUUCUAGUGUUUCAGUCAAAUCUUACAGUGCUAGGACCAAACAUUGUGUAAAACAUUAAGUGCUUCACUUACAACAUCGUCACACAGUUCACAGAUGGACAGUUCUGAAAAGAACCAGAGAUGUCUUUUCCAAGCAUUCUUCCACCGCCUACAUUACCCACAGUGCAAAUCGACUGCAUGCAGUAGUUGGGUUUUAUGCUAGUAGCAGCUAAUGUAGCCUCUUUCCUGAGGCAGGGAUGAGCAGCUGGCUACAGAGGUCUGUUAGGCUCACUUCUUUUCAACUCCACACCCCCAGAUUUUCUUUCAUUUUGAAACCGUGUUCAGCACCAACAGAAGAUGACUACAUAUACAACAAAUGACAUGAAAAAUGCGGUUGACAUAACUCUAGAGUUCAUGUUUGCUCAAGAUUCAUGUUUAAAAGUUGGUGUUUGGUGAGCCUAACUGGAUUAGCCAUCAAAAGAUUCCGUGACUGGCAUUAUUUUAAGUGGUCCAAAUGGUCAGCAUACCCAGAUGCUUUCUAAUAAGAGCAAUUAGUUGAAAAUACAUGUUUACAAGUUUAUACUUUUUCAAAAUUGAUUGUAUCGUAAAGGGACCUGACUCCUAUAAAGAAAAAAGGAUUAAUAAUCAAAUGGAAAUACGAAAGUGAAUGUCUUCAAGACUCACAAUAUUAUGUAGUAAUGCUUAUGACAUCAGUGUAUUGGAUCUUUCAGACUUUGUAUUUAAUCAAGAUGCAGAAUAUUUUUAGACCUCACUUAGCCAUAGAAUCCUCUGCCAUCUCCAGGGUCGCACAAAAGAAAAUGCUUCAGUAUAAGUCCAUGAAAGUCAAAGUGAAUACUAAUUUAUAUUGUCUGAUUCUGAAGAGUUUUUAAAUUCAUGAAGGAUAGGCCAUCGCAUCACUGGAAUAAUUUUAAGCCACACUGCGCAGUUGUUUAUGAUGAUGUACCACAUUCAGAGGUGUUACUGUACAUGACUGACAGUCACACGCCAAGGAUUUGUAAUGUUCACAAUAUAAAACAACCCCGCAUAUGUGCAUCUGUUCCAGUAAGUACAGGGGAAUAAAUUAAAUGUAUUAAAAUGUUUUUAUGCUUCCAGAGAAUGUGUAAUUUGAGAAUGAGGGGUGAUGGAGAGGAGGCAGUGAACAUGGAAGUGAAGGAUUCAAUUCAGUUACCUCCACUGAGUGACUGUGGCUCAGUGGUUGAGCAGGGUCAUCCUUCAAUCAGAGGAAUUGGUGGUUCGAUCCCCAGCUCCUCUAGUCCAUGUUUAGUCCUUGGGCAAGAUGCGUAACCCCAAAUUGAAAGGUUGGUUAGUCCUGAUGGGCAGGUGGCACCUUGCAUGGUAGCCCCUGCCAUUAGUGGAUGAAUGACAAAUAGUCUGUUUAAAAUAUUCCAGUGACGUGAGUCACUAAUGUCCAAAAUUUGAAAGGAACCAUCUAAAUGCGAAUCAUUUAAUUACUGUUGCAAUUAAAUCACUUCUAAAAUACAAGUGAGAAGAUGUGGUAAACAUUCACAUUCUUUGUACAAGCCACAGUUAAAGCACAGGUGUGGAAUGCAGUGAGUAAUGAAGUUAUGCACGGUACCUCUAUCUUGGUAAAGGAAAUUUAAAUCAUUGAGGCUAAUGCAAAUUAAUCCAUGGCAUGAGAUAAUUAAGCAAAAUUAUUUACAACUAACAACUCAAGUUAGAAUGGAUGUUGAUGCUGUUAUGGCAAACAUCCGUUAGUCCAUGUUAAAAUAACGAGGAGUACAUUUGUGAAUACCAUUUGUUUCUCAUAAUCACUUUUUUUUAAAUUUUUUAAAUUUUUUUUAUUAAUACAUUUGCUUUAAUUGUUAAAUACUAAUAUAGCGUGCAUUGCGGCCGUGUCUUCAGGGUGAGGACCAUCCUCUCUUCAUGUCCCAUCU
Molecule: messenger RNA, 6776 nt
Organism: Anarrhichthys ocellatus (wolf-eel)
Lineage: Eukaryota; Metazoa; Chordata; Actinopteri; Perciformes; Anarhichadidae
Gene: patl1
Product: PAT1 homolog 1, processing body mRNA decay factor
Exons: 19
Coding region: 2073-4607 (844 amino acids)
Biological process (GO): P-body assembly; deadenylation-dependent decapping of nuclear-transcribed mRNA
Cellular component (GO): P-body
Molecular function (GO): RNA binding
Source: RefSeq, a predicted model, not a curated record